This is a messenger RNA of Diaporthe amygdali, 1920 nucleotides long. RefSeq lists its product as uncharacterized. The record is from RefSeq and is a predicted model, not a curated record. Lineage: Eukaryota; Fungi; Ascomycota; Sordariomycetes; Diaporthales; Diaporthaceae. The transcript has a single exon. The coding region runs from base 1 to 1920 and encodes 639 amino acids.
AUGUCGACUCAACAUCACGAGCCUACCAGCUAUGCUCAGGCUCGGCCAUUACCAAUGCCCUCACCGUCCCCACAACGUGCAUAUCCCCAAAGUGACUUCAGCCUACACGACAAAUAUCGUGUCCGAUCAUCUGCGGGUCUAAGUUUCUCUGCCCAUCAACCGACAGUGCGGCCGCUCGGCAAGCCCAGGGCAAAGAAUAGAAUAAGCAAGUUGGAUCUGUCCGUGGCCGCGAUAUCCCUUGUCUGUCUCGCAAUGGCAGUCAUAGCAGUUGGAAAUGAGGCCGUAUCAUGGCGCCUGGGAGUCGCGAACAAUCAACUGAUCGUCGUCGGUCUCCUUCUAAGCAUCAUGAACCUGUGCCUCGCCAGUGUCACGUCUACAUUCUGCCUACUCAUCGAAGCAAGAUUCGGAGACUCCAUACUCCAGAACUACGACGGGAUCCUUCGCAACAAGCCGUUGGCUCCGAAGCUGGGUCUCCGCUGGCGGCUCGUCCUCACCUUCUUCCUCAUUGUCCCCAUCGCCGCUAGUGUUGCCUACAAGACCUUCAAAGGGGGUCAAAGCGCCAAAAGAGUGAACAGUGACGGAUACGUAUCGAUUCCGACCCAGUAUGGCAUGGUAGCAGCGCCUGGCCUGAUGGAACCUGGCCAAAGGCCAACCGGUCUUCCUCAAUUCUUCAACGCUACUCAGCCGUUCCGGGCGUCGUCGUCACCAUCAAACGGCUCUGAGCCACGGCUCCCUUCAUUCCCAAAGUCUUAUGGGUACAAUAUCCUAUUGCUCGAUGUAAACAGCACCGCAGUACUAGACACCUUGCAGCCAGAGUUCAUCACCUCGGUCCAGGACGUCCUUGCCGUUGGAGAAUCAUGGGUUGUCAACGCUCCGGUUAUCGGCACAGUUGCCACGUUGAACACCUCCAAGGCCUCGGAUCCUUCCGCUUUUAAUUCAGACUUCCACUCAGCUUGUAAUGAUUCUCAAGGAAACGUGAGCUGGAUACACGGAGUGAUGAACCUUUGGGAUCACAAAGUCACAUCGUCGUUGUGGUUAUUUGAUGAGGCGCGCGAUCGCUCGAAUCAAUCGAUGCAAUACGUGGCUCUUGUUGACCGAUACAAGCAGAACAUCAGCUGUCCCGGUCUUGCGCCACAUGCCCAACUAUACAACAUCUAUCGUCAGCAGUGUCAAGGCACAUGGUCAAUCACCCGCGCUGGCAUGGAGCUCACGAACGGGUCUUGCAACGGUGCACCUCUGCCGGGGGACAAGCAACGGAUGAUCGUGGAAAAUACGCUGCACCUGGUGGAUUUGUAUAUACCAGCCCUCAUCGAUUUCCUAGGGGCCUUUGGCCCCUUUGGUCCUAGAAAUCAGUCAGAGUGGCGUGGCCCGUACACAGCAACCUCCGUGGCGGCUAUGUUGUGGUCGAGACUUGUGGCUCUAAGCACUUUUGUCAACAGUGAUGUCAGUCCUUUGAUUACUACCGAAGGAUACAAUGCUAGUGCAGUUGCCUAUGAAGGCUGGAAAACUUCAGAUGGCACAUUUCUUACGUACGAAGACGUCAGGCUGUUUUACUCUGUCAGUCCGUCCGACCAGACAAUAUUUUAUGUACGACCCACACUACGGAAGUCACCUCUACUCUACUUCGUUUUAUCAGUCCAGCCGCUGAUGAUGCUGGCUAUUCUUGGCUUAACACUAACAAUGCAUUCGGUCCCACUGGAUAAAGGCUUUGGUCUGGUAUCGAUCGUUUCUGGCAUCGACCGCGACACUCUCGACAUCUUAUCUGGCGCAUCGCUCUCGGGCGAACUCACUGAUCGUGUUAAGCUAAUCAUUGUGCCUAAAGACAAUGGACAGACUGGCAAGUUAGCUUUUCGGGUCAUUCCCGAAGAUCGAGGCUCAAAUAGAAAGGGAAGGUUGCGCCGAGAUGUUCUGUAUUAUUGA